Messenger RNA from Periophthalmus magnuspinnatus, 3719 nucleotides. RefSeq names its product deubiquitinase DESI2. Gene Ontology annotation, biological process: protein deubiquitination. NCBI's taxonomy places the organism in Eukaryota, Metazoa, Chordata, Actinopteri, Gobiiformes, Gobiidae. Gene Ontology annotation, molecular function: deubiquitinase activity. Bases 375 to 998 code for a protein of 207 amino acids. The record is from RefSeq and is a predicted model, not a curated record. The transcript has 5 exons.
CUGCCCAUGAUCCUGCCCUUAGCUAGGCUUCAGAGGAGUUAGCUGCCUUUUUUGUCGAAGCAAUCUCUCUUAUCUUCAACAAAAAGACGCCACUUGGUCCUAAAAUAGCAGCAUGUUUGGGAAAUUGGAAAUAAACUCUUGUGGAUUUGGUGUAACUUUGACCCGUGCGGCUGGACGGAUCUAAGCGGCUCAUGUGUUUUUGUUUCUGGGGGAGAUCUGGACAAAGCAGAUGUUUUGGAACGUUUCGUUUGCACAUCUCUGGCGUUUUUUACAUCUGGCUAUGAACUGAAUUGUUGAUCUACCCGGGUGUAAAGCGAGGAAGAGGAGCGGGCUUGGGUUUAUCUGUGUUGGAGGAGUAAGUUUGGAUCCCAGUGAUGGCAAACGAGCCGAUUAUACUCAACGUCUAUGAUAUGUACUGGAUCAAUGAGUUCACCACCUCUCUGGGCAUCGGGGUUUUUCACUCAGGGGUUGAGAUCUACGGAAGAGAGUUUGCUUAUGGCGGACACCCGUACCCUUUCUCAGGAAUUUUCGAGAUCACACCAGGAGACGCAAUGGAGCUCGGUGAUACUUUCAAAUUUAAAGAGGCCAUCCUCCUCGGCAGCACGGACUUCACAGAGGAGGAUGUGGAGCGGAUCGUGGAGGAAAUGGGGAAGGAUUUCAAAGGAAACGCCUACCACCUCAUGCACAAGAACUGCAACCACUUUUCCUCCGCGCUGUCUGAGAUCUUGUGCGGCAGAGAGAUCCCUCGCUGGGUCAAUCGUCUGGCCUACUUCAGCUCAUGCGUGCCGUUUCUCCAGAGCUGCCUGCCCAAAGAGUGGCUGACCCCCGCGGCCCUCCAGUCCAGCGUGAGCCAAGAGCUGCACGCGGGAGGCCACCUGGAGGAAGGAGAAGACGCCGCCGCCACCGCCUCGCUGGCCUCCAUGUCGCCUUGCACGCCGACCAGACCCAGCCCUUCGACACUGCCCCGUCACCCCCGACACCCUCAGCCGCGUCGAUAGGGGGGUGCUCUGCGGGGGAUUGACUGAGUUUUGUCAGGUAGUAUAAGCAGUCGCAAGAAUCAGUGGCUGCAGAUCUGAUGUCAUUGCUGUAGUUUAAGAAAUUAAUCUGCUCUAAGAAUGUCAGCUGGAAGGAGCAGCACAAACGGUUGAAAAAAAUGCUGGAUUUUUAUCGUUCCUCGCUGAUAAUGACACAAGAAUAUUUUUUGUAGGAACUUGCCAACACUGGUGCAAAGGUCUUUACAUUUCGUAGAUGGCACAGUGCAACAGGUCAAAAACUUUCCCGGAGAAUCACAGUAGUAACAACAGUUUCUUUCAUUUACUUUUUAUAUUAAAGUACUUCAAACUUAUGUAAAAAAAACAAAUACUAUGUUCACUGUAUAUGCAAGUUUAGUGAAAUUAAAAACAUACUAUACUAUUUACUUUAUAAAGAACCUCAAAAGGCCUUACAUUUCGAGAUGCAGAUGCUCUCAAGAGUUCAUAUUGUAGUUGUAGUUUCAUGCCGAUUGUCGAUAUUACGUAGGAAAUAAGAGGGUAGCUUUGCUCAUAGACUGUAUAUAUAAGUGGGCAUAGCUAACGUGCUAGCCGCCGCGUUGCAAAUAGGAAGUGAUCGUGGACUGCACUUCCGGCUCCAUCGAAAAAUUGUCUGUAGCUGCUGUCAUUUUGGUCUUAAUUGUUCGUGUUAACCCGCUCUACAUGAUCCUGGUGUUUUUAUUUUAUUAAGCGAUUGUGUCUGUAAAUCAGGAUAUGAACAUUAAUAACAGACAAAUCAGGCGCCUUCUUUCCCCGAGGUCUUUCCCGGUAUGCUUAGCAACAGUUUUGAUUGACAGCGUUGCUAAGGCAAUGCGAGUUUAUUCGUACAGCACAAUUUGUAGACAAGGUAAUUCAAAGUGCUUUACAAAAUAAGAAAGACAUUAAAAUCACACAAAUCAAAACAUAAAUAAGCGUCGGUUCCCUGCUAAACCAGUGGCGUGGGCGGGAAGAGGCGUUACAUUCAACAGCCUCGCUCCGGAUUGGCUCUUCGGUUGCUAUGAUACUCGCGGUCGGAAUUUCGAAUACAAAAUGGCCGCUGUAACUGCCCUAGCCUCGAUGAGCUUCGUUUGACUGGAGCCGAACGCUACGGGUGACGUCCACUUCUUUAAACAGUCUGUGGUUGCAGCAAAUCUUUUUCUACAUCACCUCAAAUUGUAAAUCUGUUUCUUGCUGUACAGGCCUAUUUACAAAGGUCAUGUUUUUUUACAUUCCAACUAAAAUAGAUAAUAGUUAAUAGUCUCGUGACCUUGUAUGAUGCUGCCUUUUCACCAUGGUGGGUCUCAUGUGGAUGCUCUAGACACGAGCCAUGUGAUUUUUACAACAGCUGGACAACUGACAAGUGUUUUGUAUCUAUGUGGUAUUACUAACGUUAUUGCCUAAAGGCCUUUUGUGUAAGUGAGAUUCAACUCAGGAUGUAAACGGGCUUUUUAAUAUAAUUAUUUUAUCCUGUUGCUUAAUUUUCCCUCUUUUUUGUAAGAUAAUAAUCACUCUGAAGCCCAGUUUUAUACUCUGUGAUAUGAAGAUGAGAUUUUGUUUAUGGCUAUUGUGGAUGCAAAUGUGUUUCUCUGUUUCCUGUGUGUGUGUGUGUGUGUGUGAAUGCAGAUAAGCCAAGUUAGACGGCGUUUCCCAGCACAAACACAAACUCAAAGAUGACUGAGAGUUUACUGUUACUUUAACCAUUCUGGGUUCAACACUUUGGUUCCUCAUUUUGGUUUCAUUUUUUUUCCUUGAAGCCGUUUGCUGACCCGUGUAUGUAUCAGAAAACUGCCCUCUGUUAUUGUAUUAUACCGUGCAAUACUCAAUGUUGGCAGUUGGCACCUCCUACUGGUCAUGUCGGACUAAAUAAACACAGAGAAAGAAAUAUUUUGCAGUUUUUAUCAAGACCAACCACCUGCCUUUUAAAGAGGGGGUAUUACUGUUUUCAAUAUGGACUUUUUGUAGCUUUUCUGCCAUGUUUUAACGUUGUUCCUUCAUUAAAAACAUGCCUGAAGUGGUUUUAAAUGUCAUCCAUGCAUGUUUGAGUAGUUAAGCGAUCUCUCCUGCAACGUAUCCGAACCUUCUUUACGGUUCUCUGUGAAAUGGGUUCAAGGCUUCACCCACAAUCCUCCAUCACCCAUGCUCCCACGUGACAAUUCUCCAUAAAUAUACAAAAACAUGAUCGAAAACAAUGCAGUACAGCUUCACAAACCUGAUGCGAUGUGCGGUAGUUUCAUUAACGAGACGCACGGUGAUUGUAACGUGAAGGGGGAGUGGCUUUUGGUUUCUGAACGACAAAAACGAAACAUGUUAAUACCUCGUUUUUGGCAAAUAUAGCAUUUUCAAAACAAUAAAAGGAAACAUGUUGAUCUAAAUAUGUUAUGUUUGCAAUUAAUACCCCAUUAAAGUAAAAUACCCCCUCUUUAAUUUAUCCCAGUUCAUGCAUUUUUUACUUUUCCUAUGCCAAAGGUAUUGUUACAUAUUUGUUUGUUUGUAUUUGUAUGUGUUUAGCAAAAAUGUAUGUUUUUUUUGUUGUAUUUGUUCAAGUCAUGUGUUGUUAAUGUAAAGUUUUUUUAUGUUGUUCACUUUGUAAUCUUUUGCACACCUUUCCGAGCUCUGAGCAAAAGUAAACCAUGACUUAACUUCACCGAGCCUUCACUGGAGCUGCGCAGAUUUUUACCCAGUUAAAAUGUUAUUAAAAUUACACUUAUAUUG